Molecule: messenger RNA, 4234 nt
Organism: Aspergillus saccharolyticus JOP 1030-1
Lineage: Eukaryota; Fungi; Ascomycota; Eurotiomycetes; Eurotiales; Aspergillaceae
Product: putative checkpoint protein kinase (SldA)
Exons: 3
Coding region: 299-4006 (1235 amino acids)
Biological process (GO): protein phosphorylation; mitotic spindle assembly checkpoint signaling; meiotic sister chromatid cohesion, centromeric
Molecular function (GO): protein kinase activity; ATP binding
Source: RefSeq, a predicted model, not a curated record
CUACGUAGCGACUGCCUAUGAUGAAGGCUGGUGGCCGCUUCAAUUUUGCCUUGAUUGGACUAGCGUGCAUGUGACUGGUUGUUGGAGCAACGCGGCUUCCACCAACGGAUGUUUAUCGAUAAACUCGAUUCGAUUUGCUUCAACUCCUUCUUAUUUGCCUCCUUCCCAGCCUUCAUCGCAUCGACCUUCACCCACCGCCCAACGCCAUCAACGACUGCAACGAUACCAACACAGUUGAUAUCACUAUCACAGCAACAUUUCGCCGAGUGAACUCGUGUUUCGCUCUUUCUUCGCCGCCAUGGCGGCCUCCGACGACCUGAUCGAUUUCGACAUCAUCGAGAACCAAAAGGAGAACAUUCAAUCUCUGCCGGGAGGACGGUCUGCUCGGGAACUGGCCCGUAUCUUCAGCCCCCGAGAGACAACAGACAAGCUUGCGGUUCCAUCGCCAAACGAAAUGAAGAGCGUCAACGAUGCUGUACGACAAGAAUACGAGGCGGAGCUGCAAGCCAUCGACGAAUCUGAUGACCCGCUCGAUAUUUACGACCGAUAUGUGAAAUGGACGUUAAACGCCUACCCUUCCGCUCAGGCUACCCCUGAAUCAGGGCUUCUUCCCCUCCUCGAACGCGCUGUGAAGCAUUUCCUCUCCUCCGCUCACUACAAGAACGACCCCCGCUACCUACGCUUGUGGCUGCAAUACAUCCGACUAUUCUCCGACUCGCCGCGAGAGACCUUCGCCUUCCUGGCGCGUCAUCACAUUGGUGAGGGCCUUGCGUUGUUCUAUGAAGAGUUUGCAGCUUGGCUGGAGGGUGCAGGGCGGUGGACACAGGCAGACGAGGUCUAUCACCUUGGUCUCGACCGAGAGGCCCGGCCAGCGGAACGCCUGGCCCGCAAAUACCGCGAAUUCCAGCACCGCUAUGAACAACGGACGCAGGACAAUGGCCCCUCAUCCCCAGCCUUGCCCGCAGUCCGCCCAGCCUUGGCUGCAAAGGUUAAUCCCUUUGCAUCGGCUACACCCGCCUCCCCUGAUCCUCAGGCCGAGCGCGCGGCACCCGCCCGGAGCGCCGCCCCCAAGACAAAAUCCGGCAAACCGAAGAUGGCGAUCUUUUCCGAUGCCGACGCAGCGAGCCAGCCGGCGGUCAGUGGCCCGGCGCAAGGGUGGGACAGCAUCGGCUCAAUGCAGGAUCGACGCAAAGAGAAUAGGGUGGAAGCGAAGCCUUGGGCAGGAGAAACGUUGAAGGCCGGGAAGAAACCCGUGCCGAAGGAGAAGAUGACGAUAUUCAGGGAUGAGUCACAAUCCAAAAUCCAAGUCAAACAAGAUCUUCCAGAUAUUGUACCAGAGCACCGCGUAAAGGAAGCAAUCAAUCCACGUACCGGGCGGCGGGAACGCGUUUUCGUCAACCUCGAUGCUGUAUACCCUGACUAUAAGAAUCCGAACCACGAAGUGAGCUUCGAGGAGCUCAGGGCGCUCCACCGUGGAUGGCUGGAGAAGGAUUGGCGGGUGGCCAAACAGCCCCUCAGAGAGAUUCCUGGCAAUUCCAAUGCGGAAAUGCCCAUGGAGAACCCACUUCAACAUGGCAUAGAAAAUGAACUGCCAGCUCAGUUCAAACAGAAACUGACCGUGAGGGAUAGCGACAAUCAUCCGCAGGAACAAGCUGAAGCACGCGCGGCCCAAGAGAACAAGACCAAGGCGCGGAAAAUGAAAAUGCGCGAAGUCAAGCAAGAAACGCAGACAAUCAAAAUGAAGUUCGAUUCUCCAACUGGAAGCAAGAUCCGUCGGAAAAGCACUGCUGAACCUACCAUGACAAUACACACACGAGCUGCAACGGAUGAGAUCUAUAGUAUCUUCAAUCAACCACUGAAGGCGGAGACGGAUCACGCAGCUGAGAGUGACUUUGACGAUGACGAUUACACUAGCGCUGGGGAAAGUACUGUGACGGGUCAUAUCUCAGCUGCAUCCAGCGAUUUCGGCGACGAUGAGACGACAACGUUUCAUAAGUCCUUUGACGAGGAUGGCUUCGAGGAUAACACACGGGCCGAAAGUGUUAUUGAUGGUGAAUGGACGCAGUUCUCGGCUUGCGAUGUGCCUGAAUCGCACACCUCCCGUUCACUUGCUGAGGAACACCCUCCAUACAAUGAUGCAGAAAAUGAAGAACCGUUCGACGAGAAUUCCGAUCUUCAACAGCCUGAAAGACAGCGCUUUGUACCAGAAAUGCCGGAAGACUAUGUUGCUCCCUAUGGCACCUACCGCGAUCCUGCAAUGGUAGCUCAGAACCGCUUGCCAUUUAUGACUCCUAUUGUUGAGCAGACGGAGUACUCCAUCUCGAUGACAGCAGCAAGGGCUCAAAUGUAUAAUGCGAAAACACCUUCCAGACCACAGAUGGGUAAUUUGCUGUCUAGUCCCCUACUGGGUACAACAACACCUUACCACGAUGACCACUUUGCCGAUAUUCCAGAGGACGUGACGAUCUGCCCGAAUGUGGAUCAAGUAAGGUCUAGCAUGGGUUUAACACCUUUGAGUGAAAGCAGUCGUCAUGAGCCAGUAAUCGAGCAGUUGCAAUGCAGUCCCACAGACAAAGACAUUCGGAACACUAUUCUUCGAUCCUUGCAGCCGCCUUUGGCCUCGUACUCCGGAUACCACAAUCGCCCGCAAAGGGUAACUCAUUACGGCACUGAAGUCCAGAGGUUCUUCAAAGCGAAUAGCAAGCGUGGGAAGAGUGGAGACGAGGCGGCGUUUGAUCUGCCCAUCCUAGACCUACCCGGUGCUGAGAGAAGUUAUAUCAUCCGACGAGAGCUAGGCGCCGGGGCUUAUGCACCGGUCUACUUUGCGGAAAGCAUUGAAAGCCUACCGUCUGACUCGGAGAACGAAUCAACUGGCAACUCCAGCGGAAACUCCAACGGCACGACCAUUUCGAGCUAUAGCACCCCACGCUACGGUUUCGAGGCAAUUAAGCUGGAAGUUGGCCCGCCGAAUGAAUGGGAGUUUUACAUGAUCCGCACCGCGCACGACCGCCUGACCCGGAACACCGAGCUGUCUCGCGCCACAGACAGCAUCAUUCGCGCACACGAGCUCCAUGUGUACAAAGGCGAGAGCAUACUGGUGGAAGACUACCGUGGUCAGGGUACAAUUUUGGACCUGGUCAAUCUCGUCCGCAACGAACCAAUUUCGACAAGCACCAAUAGUGAAGGUGGAUUGGAUGAGGUGCUUGCCAUGUUCUUCACAGUCGAACUGUUUCGCACCAUCGAGGCUCUGCACGCAUGUGGGAUUCUUCACGGCGAUAUUAAAGCUGACAACUGUCUCGUUCGUCUGGAUGACAAACCCGUCCCACCACCUUCGCUCAUUGACUUUGACAAUGACUAUCUUGAUCCUCGCGAAGUGCACUACUCACCCAGGGGAUACCAUGGCUGGUGUAAUAAGGGCCUUUCCUUGAUCGACUUUGGUCGCGGGAUCGACAUGCAUGCCUUCUCACCGUCUGUCCAAUUCAUUGCCGACUGGGACGUGAAGAAGCACGAAUGCAACGAGAUUCGCGAGUCGCGACCCUGGACUCAUCAGAUCGACCUCUACGGACUGGCGGGGACCAUCCACGUGAUGCUCUUUGGCAAGUAUAUCGAGUCGAUGCCCGUCCGCAGCAGCGAGGGCGCCUCUUCCCCCUCGAGUGAGCCGCCUAGUCUCGCCUUAUCAGCCAGCAGCCGCACCUACCGCAUCCGCGAAUCCCUCAAACGCUACUGGGAGCGCGAGAUUUGGAGCGACGUCUUCGACCUCCUUCUCAACCCCGGCGCAGAGCGCUGGGUCCGGGUGGAGCGCGAGAGCGGGAACCCCGCGGCCGCCAGCCUCUCAGAUCCUGAGACCCCUGGUCCCGUCCUACCCGUGACCAGUUCAAUGAGACUGGUCCGUGAGCGGAUGGAGGACUGGCUGCUGGUGAAUGCAGAAAAGAAAGGACUUGGCCUGCAGAUCCGCAAAUUAGAGGCGAUCUUCGCCGAGCGGAAGAAAAGACUGGAGAAGGUCUGAUGGCACCAACCACUUGGUUUCUCCCACAUGGCUCUUCAGACUUAUUUUUGUUGUUUUGCUUUGUUUUCAUGAUGUCUGCAUUGAUUGAAACACACAUACCUACACGUCGGACCCCCUUUUAUACCCAUAGCAUGCUUUCAGAUGUGGCUGUUUUUGUUGCGCAGCGUUGGCGUUUUCGGGGUGGGAUCAUUUUUCCCUUCUGGUUUGACCUGGAUCGAAUCAAUGGGG